This is a messenger RNA of Malurus melanocephalus (red-backed fairy wren), 5924 nucleotides long. It is a transcript of the gene NARS2, whose product is annotated as asparaginyl-tRNA synthetase 2, mitochondrial. The transcript is spliced from 14 exons. Gene Ontology annotation, molecular function: nucleic acid binding; asparagine-tRNA ligase activity; ATP binding. The record is from RefSeq and is a predicted model, not a curated record. Gene Ontology annotation, cellular component: mitochondrion. Bases 16 to 1299 code for a protein of 427 amino acids. Gene Ontology annotation, biological process: asparaginyl-tRNA aminoacylation. NCBI's taxonomy places the organism in Eukaryota, Metazoa, Chordata, Aves, Passeriformes, Maluridae.
CCGCCGGGGCUCGUCAUGCUGGGGGCCCGGGGCGGGUGGCAGGCCCUCCGCCGCUGUGCCUCCCUGCCGCGGGCCGUGCGGCUGCGGGUGCGCGAGGCGCUGGGGGCGCGGGAGCCGGCGGACGCGGUCAGAGUGCAGGGCUGGGUCCGCUCUGUCCGAUCCCAGAAGGAAGUUCUGUUCCUGCACAUAAAUGAUGGGAGUUCUCUGGAAAACCUCCAGGUGGUUGCUGAUCCUAGCCUGGAAAAGAGAGACCUGACUUUUGGAAGCGCAGUGGAAGUGCAAGGGAAGCUUGUCAAAAGUCCUCACAAGAUGCAAAACAUGGAGCUGCAGGCUGAAACCAUUCAUGUAGUGGGACCUUGUGAUAUUUGGUCAUUUCCCCUGAAGAUGAAGGAGAGRCACCCACUGGAGUAUGUCCGACAGUUCCCUCACCUGCGGUGCAGGAACAACACCCUGGGCUCCCUCCUGCGAAUCCGCAGUGAAGCCACUGCAGGCAUCCAUUCCUUCUUCCAGGAUAAUGGAUAUGUGCAUAUUCAUACUCCGAUAAUUACAUCCAAUGACUGUGAAGGUGCUGGGGAGCUCUUUCAAAUUGAGACAUCAAGUGAGGCAAAGGAAUCCGCAGAAAAGACUCAUUUCUUCAAUGUGCCUGCCUUCCUGACAGUUUCUGGCCAGCUCCAUUUGGAAGUAAUGGCAGGAGCUUUUACUCACGUGUUCACCUUUGGCCCAACGUUCCGAGCGGAAAACUCUCAGAGUCGCCGGCACCUGGCCGAGUUCUACAUGGUGGAGGCUGAGCUGUCCUUCACUGAAAGCCUUCAGGAUAUCAUGCAGGUUAUGGAAGAUCUUUUCAAGACAGUGACGAGUACUGUACUCUCCAAAUGUCCUCGUGAUGUUGAGCUUUUUCAUAAAUACAUAGCUCCUGCACAGAAGACCAAGGACAGGUUGGAACAAAUACUGAAGCACAAAUUUAUGAUAAUUUCCUACAGUGAAGCAGUGGAAAUUUUGAAGCAAGCUCCUCAAACUUUCGUUUUCAAGCCAGAGUGGGGCUGUGACCUCCAAACAGAACAUGAGAAGUACCUGGUGAAGUACUGUGGUGAGGUUCCUGUGUUCGUGGUUAAUUACCCGUACGACCUCAAACCUUUCUACAUGCGGGACAACGAAGAUGGACCUCAGCACACAGUUGCAGCUGUUGAUCUCCUUGUACCAGGAGUAGGGGAGUUGUGUGGAGGCAGCUUGAGAGAGGAGCGACUGCCCUUCCUCGAAUCACGCUUACAGAGGUUAGGACUCACAGAUGCCUAUCAAUGACAAUGUAACUUCCUGGAGAAGAUUAAAUCUGUUGUUACCCCCUGCCCUAGCAGGGCCUAGUGUCCUAGGAAGGUGCAGCAUAGCAGUAAUUCUGGAUGCUUCUGGACUGCAGUCCAAAAUCUGCCAGAAUACAGGUAGGUGGUUUGCCAGCAUCCAUUUUUUCAGUGGAGGUGGUAGGAGAGACUAAAAUUAAUCUYCUCCAAUUUAGUGAUUGAAUUGAGUCUCCAAAGCUGGCUCCAAACUCCUAGAAGAACAGUUGAGUCAUUCCUUUUUAAAUAUAGUAUUUGCUGAUUUUUGAAUGUGAUCCCUUUUGAAGUUCUUUACCCAUUGCCAUAUCUCUGAUUCUACCUAUUUUCUUCUCCCCACUAAGCAAGAGAAUAUUCUGGGGUCUGACUGUUUCUAGGACAGUUUCAGGAUUGCCUUGUUUGUGGGAGAAUCGUAGGGCAGAGGCAGCUGAUGAUCUGAAAUACUGCUCUGCUUCUUGCCAUUCCUACCUUUUAGGAAGUUUUUCCAAAGAUAAAGGGACAUGGUCAAACUUUAUGAAUCUUCUUCAGUUCACUACAUCUUUCCUGUUGAUAGGGUUUCUUUCCCUAUCAAAUAUGAGUUGGAGUGGUAUUUAGCUUGAUAUUUUAGUUAUUUGAUCUUAUUUUCACACUUUCUCUUUUGAACUGUAGAUAGAAAAUAGCUCAGAGCUGUAGCUGAUGAUCUUGGCUAAAGGUAUGUGGAAAUGAGGUGGGAAAGGCGAAUGAUGAGAGUACUCUGGGAAUUCCCUUGAUUUCUCUUCCACCAGGGAGUAUUAACUAUAUUGCAUUGUAAAUAGGGGAAUUGAUCCUAUUUGCAGCCUCCAGGUGCCAUCUUAAAAGUAACAAAGCGGGUACUUUGUAAUGAACAACAUGUCCCCACCACCAUCAGUGUGAGCAGCAUUUCAGAGAGUCUUCCUACAUGUAAGGUACCCUUUUCUUUAUUCUGAUUAUCACCAUGUGCAUCAGUGGAGAAGAUUGUCUCAUACUGAACCUGUUACAGUCCAGGUACCUUUUUGAUCUUCUGGUGUAACAUUGGUGAAAGUCCACAGUAGCAGAGCAGGGGUUUUCUGCUGUCUUCAAGUGGAUGCUACUGUGUUGUUUUGGCCCUGCUCCUGUACUAGAUGAGGAAGAUUGAGCUGUCUUGGACUAUUAAAUUUCCAAUAUUCUUUGAAGCUUGAAUAUCCGAGUGUUCUGUUGGGUCCUUGUGUGGCAGGGCAAAAAGGAAGAGUUUGACUUAGGGAGAAGAAGCACUGUAGUAGGUGAACUCCUGCAGCCCAUGGGCAGUGAUUACAUUCAUUUCAUCCUUCAACCUUCUUCAGAGCCCAGUGAAAACAGGUAGCCUGUCAUCGUCCUUGGCAGCCACCUGGUCCUAUUACUCCUCUUUUGGGAAGAAACUGGAGCACUGUGCUGGGCCAGACAGAAGCAGGCAGAAUGUCAGGGAGUUUUUUUCUUCUGACCCCUUCCCUCCCCAGUCGAAUAUUCAGUUUCGUGGACUAUAAUACCUUUAUUCUUUCAGUCUUAAUUUUUCAAGCUGGCCACAGAAGCUUUAGUACAGCAAGAGGAUUUCAUAAAAGAUUGAGAUUAUAUUUGUUUUGAAAAGAGACUGAAAGAACACAUUCUGUUUAUGAAUGGUCACUAGGAGAGCACUGUUCUUCAUAGUGCCUUGCUGUACAACACAKGGAGCUCAUGAUGAUCAUAAAAGAAUAUAGAUCUUUAAAAAUAUGAAUGGAAAUGAUCUUCUAACAUAGCACAUAAUGAGCUCCUGGAAUUCAUUGCUGGGGGUUGUUGCUGCAGCACACACCUCAAUAAGAUUCAAAUCUCUGAAGGCCUACCAGUCCUCAGGCCCAGAACAGGAACACCAGGGCUAGCUGGGUUGCAGAAACUUAUUUCCCCUAUGGAGUAAUUCUGCACAGUCCACCAGUUGCCAAUGGAGUGCUCAGCUCUCCUCUUAAGUAUGAGCUACUAGCAAAAACAGCUAGAGUAGCUCAUGACUCUUUGAGGUGAGAAACAUCCAAUGUGUAUAGACUACUGAAUGAAGGAAAACAUCAGGGAGCAUUUUCCAGCCUAAAGGGAUUUUUUCUCUUCAUCUGCAGGCAGUUACUUUUUCUUUCAUCUGUGAAGAAUGGAAAAUUCCUCAAUUCUUCUGCUUCUUCUAAGCACAGUCAUCAGAAAGGAUUCACAGUCUUGAUCCUCAGCACAUUUAAUUCAAUGGACUUUUUCCAUUAACUUUGAUGGGUUUCGUUUCACUCCUUUUGCCAAAAUGGCUUCUCAAAGUGCUUUGAGAUCUACAGAUCAAAGUCCUGGAUAAGCAAGGGUAGAAUUUAUUAUUAUUGUUCAUCUGGAAGAAGCUGAGUUAUUUCAUCUUCUUACAAUGACUUUAUAAACUGUUGCCAGCAGAAGGAGAGAGAAGAUGCUGCGCUUAGUCUCAARUGCCUUUGCACAGGCUGAUGUGCUUAUAGACACCAUCAGAAAUGUUUAUGCUGUUACUUGUAUGUCCAGUUACAGCUAAAGCAGUUACCUGCUGUUUUGCCAUUUCUGCUCAGAACUCCUGAGCUGGGUCAGACUCAUCUGCCACGGUCAGCACCCGUAUCCCUCACAUUUAGGAGGUCUUUCCUGUUUCCCAAGUCACCACCCUCAGCAUCAGCUCUGUCCAUCAUCUUCCUUGCAAAGCUUUGUAAAGCUGUACAGCAGAACUCCCCAAGAGCAGUUCAGGGUAUUUGCAGAGACACAAGUUCUUAAUGCCAUCUGUGUGAAGUGCAUGGAGAUGGAGACCACCCUGCUGUUGCACAGCCUACAUGUUCAUAUCCUAAGCAUAAUCCUCCUCACAAGGUGUGGGGUGCACAUGCACCAGGCCUUAGUGAGCCAAGCUAUCCCAGCAGCACUGGAAGAAAAGCACAUGGGUCCCAGUCAUCACAAAACAURUCCCACUCCUGAGCCUGCUGUUCAACUUGCACUAUAGGCACAACUUCAUUUUGUGUGUCAGUGCUGCUAGGAAGAAGUAAGCUCUGCUUCUCUUUUUGCUAUUUGGGCAGUGGAAGGGAGGGGAAAAACAYUGGGGAAGAAAAAAUGUGAAUAUUGAACUGAGUGUAAUAAAUGGCUUCCCAAAUUUUAACUCCUGUUGAUGAGCUGUAAGGAAAAAUAGUAUUUCAUGAUAUGAAAGGUGUACUGUCAAACUGAGUACCAGGGUAAUCUUGCAACUGUAGAAUUUGUGGGAGAGUACUUUUAUUUUGCAAGUAAGGGUAAUCAUGGCAAUUCUUUGUCUUCACUCUGUUAAAAUACAGUCUUCAAGCCAAGAAAGUGCUGAUGUCAAGGCAAGUACACUCAAAUAUAUAUAAUAUGUAUUUUACCUAUAUAUAUACAUAUAGACAUACACACRGAUAUGAUAUUUUCAUGCAGUUCAUUCUUAGUAUAUAAUAUUUAGGAAGCCAUUUAUUGCAAUCARUCCAGUCUUAAUUUCUUUCCCAGUGUUCUUCCCCUCUCCAAUGCAUAAGUAGUAAAACAUAUGCAUUUAUAUUUAAGUGCACUUGAUUUUUUUUUAAACUGAGAUGAUGAAAUAUUCAUACACCAAGAUUAGAAGCAAGUAAUACAUCUGGAGUCACUCAAUCCCCUGCCAGUGCCUUCAUAUAAAGGAGAAUAACUUUGUGCCCUCAGCAAGCUCAGAAGUGGCCCCAUAAAUCAAUAGAACCACUGAGAUGUUUUUCUACUUCUAUUAAAAUACAAACAUUGGUGACAAUUUAUAGCUGCAAAUACAGUAUCACAUCAUCCACAGUCUCRCUGGGACGUGGGUAACUAUAGAACCAUCAUAAUCUUGUUGACACCCAUAUACUUGGAGUAUCUGCUUCCAAACGUUUUCUGAGUUUUAUGUGCACAACAGGUGCUGUUCUGCAAAAUAAAAUGUCUUGUUCCAGAUCUCAUUUUUAGAGAAGAUAUGUUCAAGUUUUUUUGCUGGCAUACUACAGAAAUAAUGGAUCAGUCUGUAAGAGUGAUUGGGGAAAAAGUAGAAAAAGCCAUCAUAAUUACUUUAAAAGGAAAAAAAAAUGGAGGAGUGUUGAGCAGACAGACAGCAAGACCUAUAUAAUCUUCUGAAGAAAUUACUGGGAAUGAAAUUACUUAAGCUAUUGAAAAGCCAACAGAAAAYGAAAGAACUUGCAGGGCAGAUUUCCACACCAGCAUGGCAACAGCUAAGCAGACAGCUUCAUCUCCAGUGGUGGAAGUGGGUUCUGAUUCUGUAGGAACCUGGGUUUGUGCCUCUGCUAGGAAUAUUUGAGGUACUAAACUACAGAGGUGUCUUCAUUAUGAGAAGAGCCAUAAUGUUAAAGCUGUUCCUCAUACCCAAAUAAAUUCUUGCUCCUAAACAAAAUACGCUGUGUGUAGUGUAGUGGCAGAGCAUAGCUAUGCUGAUUUAAAUGGGUUUAAACUUUUGAGUUUCUGCUAAUUCAAUUCUGCUUCUUCACACCCCUGACCAACACCAGCUGCCCUGGCAGAAAUCACAGUGGUUAAGGUCAAAGGGAAGUAAUUAAGAUGGAGAGCAAAACCCUAGAUGAAAAGCUUGCUCUAAUGACAUCAGCAUAAUUGUGCUGCAAAUGUAACUGUCUGUUUGAA